AUGGGUGUUCUUGCGGCUGUCUCCGAGCCUUUGCGUCAUCUCUUAUCUAAUAAUUCCACUGGCAUGGUUAUCGCUGGAGGCCUCUUCUCGUUCGUUGUUGUUGCCGUCGUUUUUAACGUGCUUGCCCAACUACUUCUCAAAAAUCCCAAUGAGCCUCCACUUGUGUUUCAUUGGGUGCCAUUCAUUGGCAGUACCGUCACCUAUGGAAUUGAUCCCUACAGAUUCUUCUUUAGCUGUCGGGAGAAGUAUGGUGACAUCUUCACAUUCGUUCUUCUUGGGAAGAAGACGACAGUCUGUUUGGGGGUGAAGGGAAACGAUUUUAUUCUCAACGGAAAGCUCAAAGAUGUCAAUGCAGAGGAGGUAUACAGUCCGCUCACUACGCCGGUCUUUGGAAAAGAGGUUGUAUAUGACUGUCCAAAUGCGAAGCUGAUGGAGCAAAAAAAGUUCGUCAAAUUUGGACUCACCUCCGACGCCCUCAGAUCCUACGUGCCCCUGAUCGUUGAGGAGGUCCAAAAUUUCGUCGCCCGCUCUGCCACGUUCCAAGGAUCCAGGGGCACUUUCAACGUUCCCGGCACUAUGGCCGAGGUAACAAUAUAUACUGCCUCUCGCUCUCUCCAGGGCAAAGAAGUCCGCUCGAAAUUCGACUCAAGCUUUGCGGACCUCUACCACGAUCUUGACAUGGGCUUCUCUCCCAUCAAUUUUAUGCUACCAUGGGCACCCCUGCCCCAUAAUCGGAAACGCGACUACGCGCAGAAGAAGAUGGCCCAGACAUAUCUGGAAAUCAUCGAGGCAAGGCGCGAAGCCGGUUCGCAGCGUGAUGCCGAUGACAUGAUAUGGAACCUAAUGUCCUCUGUCUACAAAAACGGCACCCCGGUCCCCGACUUAGAAGUCGCUCACAUGAUGAUUGCGCUUCUGAUGGCAGGCCAGCAUUCCUCGUCCAGCACUUCGGCAUGGAUUCUCCUCCGCCUUGCUGCCCGUCCUGAUAUUCUCGAAGAAUUGUACCAAGAGCAAAUAUCAGUCCUCGGCCCAGAUAUGCCGCCACUCAAUUACGACUCCCUGCAGUGUCUCACUCUCAAUUCCCAAGUAGUCAAAGAAACCCUGCGCAUACAUGCGCCCAUCCACUCUAUUAUGCGGAAGGUUAUUGCGCCCAUGUCAGUAGAAGGGACGCGAUAUACAAUACCAACGUCUCGCGUACUCCUCGCUGCACCAGGUGUAACAUCAAAAACAGAGGAUCACUUUCCCCAACCCGAUCUGUGGGAACCACACCGCUGGGACGAGGGGUCUGCCCUUCAUGGUUCGAACAAAGAUGCUGACGAUGACGAGAAAAUCGAUUACGGUUAUGGACUCGUCACCAAGGGUGCCAACAGUCCGUAUCUGCCGUUUGGAGCUGGAAGACAUCGGUGUAUUGGUGAAGCGUUUGCAUACGUCCAAUUAGGCGCUAUCACGGCGACGAUGGUGCGGGCGUUCCGAUUGAAGAAUUUGGAGGGCAAGGAAGGAGUUGUGGGGACGGACUACUCGUCGCUGUUCUCGCGACCUUUGAACCCUGCGGUAGUGCAAUGGGAACGAAGAGAAAAGCGGGAAAAAGCAUGA
Molecule: messenger RNA, 1590 nt
Organism: Letharia columbiana
Lineage: Eukaryota; Fungi; Ascomycota; Lecanoromycetes; Lecanorales; Parmeliaceae
Exons: 3
Coding region: 1-1590 (529 amino acids)
Biological process (GO): ergosterol biosynthetic process
Molecular function (GO): oxidoreductase activity, acting on paired donors, with incorporation or reduction of molecular oxygen; monooxygenase activity; iron ion binding
Source: RefSeq, a predicted model, not a curated record